Molecule: messenger RNA, 11183 nt
Organism: Melanotaenia boesemani (Boeseman's rainbowfish)
Lineage: Eukaryota; Metazoa; Chordata; Actinopteri; Atheriniformes; Melanotaeniidae
Gene: nbeal2
Product: neurobeachin-like 2
Exons: 55
Coding region: 487-8940 (2817 amino acids)
Biological process (GO): intracellular protein localization
Cellular component (GO): membrane; cytosol
Molecular function (GO): protein kinase binding
Source: RefSeq, a predicted model, not a curated record
CUCAAUUUCUUGUCUUACAGUAAUUAAUUAUCAUUCGCUGCUCUUCCCACAUUAGAUAGGACCGUCCACCUCAGCUCUCUGACUCCACAGCAGUAAUGUCUUGGUGUGGAACGGAUGGCAUCUGUCGCUUCCGUGGGAACUCUCUCCAAUAGGAAUCACGCAGCAACAAGCUCGCUCUAAAUGCGGACAUGGGUGUUUCUCCGGGCAUGUAUUUCCACGCAUUUUUGUUCCUGCUUGCACAGUUUCGACACUGAUCGUACCAUAGCCGCAUCAACACCGUCACGUUUCCUUUGCAUUUUCACGUCACUCUUAAUAAGUUUGCGUGAGCACACUCAGAGCACUUUUAUUUGGAUCAUUGUGCAUAUGGAUUUGCAGGAAUGGUUCACAGGAGCGUGCCGCGUCCUUGUGCCUUCAAGAGACAACUUCAAUCAGCUCUGGUUUUGACCGCCACUUUUAUGAUAUAGUAAAAAGAAAUAAAGAAAGAUCAUGAGCAACCACAGGGGCGGCGGAAUGGCAUCGAAAGAAAGGUUGUACGAGCUGUGGAUGUUGUAUUACACAAAGAAAGAUGUGGGCUACCUCCAACAGUGGCUGGAGGCAUUUGUGGCAUCCUUUGAGAGGCUCAUUGAUGUGCAAUCACUGGAACCACGGAGGCUGGAGGAAAGCAGCUCAGAGGUUCCCUUGCUCCCUAGAGAUGUUCUGGUGUUCCUUAGCACCCAGUUAUGGCACAGUGCACUCCACCUCUCAGGAGCCACCGAGCUCAACAGCAACACCCCUCACCCACUGCUCCUCAUCAAGUUCUUCAUCAUUGUCUGCAGGAAUAUGGAGAACAUUGACCCUGAAAAGACUCCUAGUUUUGUUUUUGAAACUAUCAAGCUUCUGAAUUUCUGUUUGGAGCAGUUAAAAAGGGGACAAGGGGAUAAGUCGUGCCUGCAGACGGUCGUGCAGUAUGGACUUGUGCUCUGUGAGAGUCUUUUUGACCCUUAUCAGACAUGGAGGAGACGGCUGGCAGGGGAGGAGGUGAGCUUGCUGGAGAGGAACAAGUAUAAGUUUUCCCCACUGGCCUUGCCAGAGGAGCUGCCUGCUCUGUUUCAUGAGAGUCUACAGGAAAGCGAGCAGAUCCCAGAGCUCCUCACACUCAGACUGGUUCAUCUCCAGGGUGCUGUGAUCAGUGGAGGAAAGAAAAAUGGUCUUCUUUCCACUAGCCCUCAGUCUGUUGAGGACCUGUUCUCUGUACUUCGGGUAUGGUGCUGCCGAUCCUCCCCUGAACCCACGAGCACCAGACUCCCGCGGCUUACUUUGCAGUGCCUGACAGCGAUGAUCCAUCUUCUGCACGCCAGCAGCCCCGUGGAGCGGCAAGUAGAGAUCAGGACAAUUCUAGAGAGCUACUUCCUGCUCCUCAACUGGAACAGACCACUCAUCACUGGACAUGAAGACAAACAGAACUGGGAGGGCAGCCUGAUUUUGCUCCAAAGCCAAAUGUUAACUGCUGUUCCUGAGAUCCUGCAGUGCUCUGACAGACCAGUCCUGCAGGCGGUCUUCCUCAACAACAACUGCUUUGAGCACAUCCUCAGACUGAUUCAGAACAGCAAGCUCUUUCAGAGCAACAGGCGUAGGCCGAAGUGUGAGGUUGAGUGUGACCUUACCACGCGUUUACUCACAGAUGUCGAAAUGGACCAGGUAUGGGAGAAGGAAUCAGACAGUAUUACGGUUCAUGCUUUGGGCGUCCUCACAGCUAUAAUGAGUAACUCACCUUCUGCUAAGGAGGUUUUCAAGGAGAGGAUUGGCUACUCCCAGCUGUUUGAUGUGUUGAAAAGUCAAGGUCAACCCACCAAAAGGUUGCUGCAAGAGCUGAUGAACAUGGCAGUGGAGGGGGAACAUGCCCAUGCUCAUCACCUAGGCAUCAGCAACGACCAGCCUUUGCUGCUGCUUCUGCAGUGGCUGCCUGACCUGUCAGGUCAGAGAGACCUUCAGCUGCUCGUGGCCCAGUGGCUGGCCACUGUAUGUGGCGGUUCUCUGUCCUGUCGCACCGUGGCAGUAGAAGCGGGCAUGGUGGGGGCUUUGCUGCAGGUGAUCUCACAGCCCCAAAGUCUGGACAGGCAGUGUGCAGAUGCCCUGCUGGGCCUCCUGCAGGACUUGGGCUCUCUGUGUUUGAGACCAGAGGAACUGAAGAGUCUCCUAAGGCUCCUCAGGGUGGAUCAGGACAGGGGUGUGGCAAUGGGGACAGUGCACCCUUACUGUACUCGCAUCAUACGUGCACUCUCAGCCAUGGCAGCCAGAGAAGGCCAGGACAGUGCUUUGCAAUAUUUUGAUCUUACACCCCCUAUGGCAGGUAUCAUGGUGCCAACAGUCCAACGUUGGCCAGGCAGUGGGUUCGCGUUUCACGCUUGGCUCUGCCUCAACAUGGACUUCCCAUCUCAUCACUCAGAGUUCUCUAACAACCGAAAACCUGUCAACUCUGGCAUGGGGAGCCAGCAUGAUAUGGGAAAAGGACCUCGCAGGAAGCAACUCUACAGUUUCUUCACAGCAAGUGGAACUGGACUUGAAGCUUUCUUUUCCAUGGAGGGUGUGCUGGUGGUGGCUGUUUGCACUAAGAAAGACUACAUGGCUGUUGCUUUGCCAGAGUAUCCACUAGCGGACUCAUGCUGGCAUUCAGUGGUUAUUGUUCACAUCCCAGGCCGCCGUCCUUUUGGUCAGAACCUGGUAACGAUCUACAUAGAUGGAGAACAGCGUAAAACUGCUCAACUUCGUUUUCCAUCUUUCAGUGAGCCUUUUACCUCCUGCUGCAUCGGCUCUGCUGGCAACCGGACCACUACCACCACCACCUCUCCAAACCUUCCCAUGUCCUUUACUUCCUGUCCAUCUCCUGAAUUCGCCUUCCCUAGCCAUGCCCCUUCUCUCAUCCGUUCCCAGUCCUUCCCAGCUUCUUUUGCAGGAGGCCGUUGGGGGUCUUUGGCAGACUCCCCUGUGCACACCAUCCCAGCUGGACUACAGGACACAGAGUGGGGAUCACCCACAUCUCUGGAUGGGCUUUUGGGCACUGCCUUCAUCUGCCACGAGGCUCUGCAUCUCACCCAGGCACGAGCUCUACAUGCUGCAGGCCCAAAUCAUGUGUCCUUAUUCAAACCGGAUGGAGAGUUAUCUGAUCUCAACAACAAGCUUCUGCUCUACUACACUCCACAGGCAUUUAAGAGUCAGAUAUGUCUGGACUUGGCACCCAAUCACCUGUAUGAUGGCAGACUUACAGGACACCGAGUGGUGAACUGGGACAUUAAGGAUGUUGUAAACGUGGUUGGAGGUAUUGGGGUUUUGCUGCCUCUGCUCGAGCAGGUGUGUGAGGCUGAGCAGGUUUACAACGGCAGUCAGGAAACCUCAGACUUGCUGGGACCAGAGCUCACCUCUUCCAGAGGCCCCGCUGCAAUGCUGCUGCCUCUGAGCAAAUCUGCAGAGGGCCGACUAGAGCGAAACAGUAUUGCUGCCUUUCUGCUGAUGGUAAAAAACUUGAUUCGUCAUCACCCUGUCAAUCAGGAGAGUCUGUUGCAGUGCCAUGGGCCAAGCAUCAUAGGUGCCAUGCUCAGCAAAGUUCCGGGCAAUAUGAUGGACAUGAACGUUUUAAUGGCAUGUCAGCUGCUGCUUGAACAGGUCUUCAAUGAGGGCAACAGCCCACUUCUACAGCAACUCUACCAGCAUCUGCUCUUCAGUUUCCGCAUCUGGACUAGGAGCCAUUUUGCUGUUUGUUUGGCACAUGUUCAGUACCUGUCAUCUGUGAUAAACAAAAGCAAGCAGCGCAUGAGGAGGAAAUAUGGAGUUCAGUACAUUUUGGAUACCAUUCGGACAUAUUACAGUGUGGAAAAAGAUGGCAGCGCUCUAUCUGAUGAGAAGCAGACCAUUCAGACAUCACUGUUUUCCCUGCUGAAAGAUUUUGUCAAGUCUCCCACACCAGAGGAGCUUCACAUCAUCCUCGCUUACAUUCUGACCGCUGGGGAAGAGAAACAGGUGGUGAAGGCCUUGGAUGUGCUGUAUGAGCUGUUGAGAAGCAGCCCUCCUCGUGAGCAGGUGCAGACUGUGCUGCUGGAAUGGGGCGUGGAGCAGCUGUACUGUUUGCUGCUCAGUCCAACCUUUGGGGAUGAAGCCAGAGAGAGGGUAUUCAGGGUUUUAUACAAAAUCCUUAAGAGCGAGAAAGUGUCAGAGCGCAACAAGCAGCGCAUCAAGCUGAAGGAUUUUGGCUAUCUAGGACUGAUUUGCUGUCUUGAAGAUAUUCCCGUAACCAUGACAACUGUGCGCUGUCUGUACGAGCAGGUCCUUGCUACAGAUGCCAGUCCUAAUUUUAGAGACCUCUUGGCUGUGGUUUGUCUUUCCCAUCGAGCUGAACUCACCGUUCGACUGGAUGUCUGUCGCAAGCUGUUUCAUCUGAUCUACUCUAAUGAGGAUUAUGUAAAGCAGCUUGCCAAGCAGCCUGGCUGGCAGGAUGUUCUGACCAAACUCUAUGUAAAAGAGUCUUACGAAUUCAAUGCUGCCAGCAUUGCAGACUCAAACACCCACAGUUCCUUUGAGCCAAACUACCGACCUCCGCUGCGCAGAGAACAAUCUCUAGUCAUUGAAGACACACGAACAAACAUCUUUCUUAACUACCGCAACUCCCAGGACAUCGAAGAUGAAGAAGAGGAGGAUGAAGGCGGUCAGCGGGACAUCUCUGAGGGAUUCUCUGAUUUAUCCCAGUCGCCUCCCAGCGGAGGUGGAGGCCCGUUGAAGAACUUCAGGGGCUCCCUCCAUUUCAAGUCAUUUGAUUCAGUAGAUCAGGAGAGCCACUCAUCCUCUAUCUCCAAUGCAAUUGAUAUUACCUCAUCUCGACCUGAAGAUGAGGGAAGAGGAUACCAGCCGCUCUCACCCUUUGGGUCACCCUUUGAUUUGGAAAUAGGAGGGGUGGGGGAGUCUGGCACACAUACACCUGCAGGGAGUCUGAACAACACACCAUCUCCUCUAGAGCACUGCAAACCAUUUUCACCACUCAGACCUAGGAAGAGCUCCAGUUUGUCCAAUGUGCUGGAUGACACCAGUUAUGGGACAGACCCACCUACAGGAGACACAAUCUCCAAUACGUCUAAUCCUCAGCAGACCCCUGAGGAGGAGCUGUGCAACCUGCUAACCAACAUAGUUUUCUCUGUGCUGUGGACCGGCAGUGGAGCAGAGGGGGCAGAAGAUGUGAUGUGGAGGGAGAGGGGGCAGGUGUUUUCUGUCCUUACCAAACUCGGCUCCUCCUGCCAGCUGGUGCGCCCCCCUGAUGAAAUCAAACGCAGUCUUUUGGAGAUGAUGCUGGAGUCUUCCCUGUCAGACCUGAGGGAUGCCCAGGGAGUGUCUCUGCCUUUCUGUCCCAUUCUGGUUCGGCUCCUCAGGCUGCUGCAGGACUUCCUGUUUGCAGAGGGUACUGACAACCAAACAUUGUGGAGUGAAAAGAUCUUUGAGGGGGUGGUGAACUUGCUGGACAGGUUACAGGCUUGGCAUAGCACCCCUGGCAGCCCUGGAAACACUGAGCUGAAAGAGAUGGCCCAGAUCGGCUUGCGUAUCAUCACUGGGUAUAUCCAACAGCAGCACUCGCAGGUGUGUGUGAUGGCCUAUUUGAAGCUUCACAGCCUUCUCCAGACUGUUCUCUGUCUGAGCUGGGAGGAGGUGUGCUUCCUGCUGGGUCAGCUUGGUGCCCCCUUGUGGCCAGAAGGUGUAACGGACGGCACCAACUGCAGCCAGUCAGAGACUUUCUCCCAGCUUGUGCCCAUCGUACGCACAUUACUUGAUCAGCAUGCUGACCCCAUCACCCUCCAGAACCUCUUGCCAAACCUGCCCAUCACCAAUGGCAGUACCACCUUUGCCCAGGACCUGAAGGCUUAUUGUUGCACACUGGAGUGGCAGGGCUUUUACCAGCAGCGGGUUCAGCCCACCAUGGAACAAUAUGAGCUGGACACAUUUGGGAGGAGCCAUGACAUUAUGUCCAAUUUCUGGAACUCCUGCUUUGAUGACCUGAUGAGUACGGCAUUUAGACGGGACAAAGACAGAUCUGACAGCAAAUCUAAGUUUCAGGAGGCGAUCAUAGACCCCUACCUGAAGCGAGUCCGCAGUGAGAACAACAGGUACCUCAUUUGGCAGAAGCAGAACUCCAGCCAGCAGGGGGUAGUGUGGCAGCACUGGAAGGCUUUCCGCAGGCUUUUCACCAGCGAGAGAGGAGCGUGGGCCAACAGAGUUCAGUCAGAGGUGAAAUGGAAGUUGUCCAAUGCAGAGACAUAUUCAAAGAUGCGUCUCAAGCUCGUACCCAAUUAUAACUAUGAUCCACACAGAGAGGCCAGUGCCCUAAGAGACAACAUGGGAGCUGAAAGUCCCCGCAGCUCCGAACCAAUCCCAUUGGCUGUUGCUAAGGAAGCAAAAGUGAGUGACAUGGAGGAUGAUCAGCUGGGAGAAGAAGACCUUGUCUUCUUGGAUAACAAGGCGGAAGGAGAAGAUGAGAGCCAGAAAGAAAAGCUGGUUCUGUCUGAAGACUGUGAGCUCAUCACCAUUGUGGCGGUUGUUCCGGGUCGUCUGGAGGUUACCACACAUCACCUGUACUUCUAUGAUGGCAGCAGUGAGAAAGAGGAGACGGAGGAGGGAAUCGGGUUUGAUUUCAAGAGACCCCUCUCUCAACUGCGAGAGGUUCAUUUGAGGCGCUACAACCUGCGGCGGUCAGCGUUGGAGCUGUUCUUUAUUGACCAGGCUCACUACUUUAUCAACUUCAGAAAGAAGGUACGAAAUAAAGUAUAUUCGAGGAUCCUCGGGCUGCGACCUCCAAAUCUGUUUUACUUCGGCUCCCGCUCUCCCCAAGAACUUCUAAAAGCAUCAGGCCUCACUCAGAAAUGGGUGUGCAGAGAAAUCUCCAACUUUGAGUAUCUGAUGCAGCUGAACACCAUAGCUGGACGCACCUUCAAUGACCUGUCGCAGUAUCCGGUGUUCCCCUGGGUUCUGUGUGACUACACUUCUACUACGCUUGAUCUGAAUGACCCCUCAGUUUUCAGAGACUUGUCCAAACCCAUUGGUGUAGUCAACCCACGGCACGCACAGAACGUCAGAGAGAAGUAUGAGAGCUUUGAAGACCCAACAGGCACCAUUGACAAAUUCCACUAUGGCACACACUACUCUAACGCAGCAGGAGUCAUGCACUACAUGAUCCGCAUGGAGCCGUUCACCACCCUGCAUAUCCAGUUGCAGAGCGGCAGGUUUGAUGUCGCAGACAGGCAGUUCCACUCGGUGGCAGCAGCAUGGCAGGCUCGUAUGGAGAGUCCAGCUGACGUCAAAGAGCUCAUCCCAGAGUUCUUCUACUUUCCAGAAUUCCUGCAAAACAUGAACGGCUUCGACCUCGGCCAUUUACAGAUAUCUCAGGACCCGGUGACAGACGUUGUGCUCCCUCGCUGGGCAGCAUCAAGGGAAGAAUUCAUCAGAAAACACAUGAAAGCUCUGGAAUCUGAGUAUGUGUCCAGUCACCUCCAUGAGUGGAUCGACCUGAUCUUUGGUUACAAGCAAAGAGGGGAAGAGGCAGUGGACGCUCUUAAUGUCUUCUACUACUGCACUUAUGAGGGUGCAGUAGAUCUGGAUGCAAUCGCAAAUGAGAACGAACGUAAGGCUCUGGAAGGCAUCAUCAGCAACUUUGGGCAGACACCCUGUCAGCUCCUGAAGGAGCCUCAUCCUCUUCGAAUGACAGCUGAGAAUGCAUCAAGGCGGCAGGCCCGCCUGGAUACAUUGCCCCCAAACAUCUUUGAGCAUCUCACAAAACUCCGGCCAUUUGUGGAGUUGGUAAGUGAUGGCCUUCCUCUAGUCCAAGCAGUGGUACCAAAGAACCAGAAUCGCUCCUUCAUCAUCCAGGGGUCUGACAUUCUGGUGACCAUCAGUUCAAAUGGUUUGAUCGGGACACACAGCUGGCUUCCAUAUGAUAAAAGCAUUGCCAACUACUUUACAUUCGUUAAAGACCCAACAAUAACCAAUCCCAAAACUCAGCGUUUCUUAGCUGGACCUUUCUCUCCCGGCGUGGAGAUCAGUGCUCAGGUGCUGGUGGUGUCCAACGAUGGUCGUCUGCUUUUCAGUGGGGGACACUGGGAUUGCAGUCUUCGUGUCACUCAGCUGGGGAAAGGAAAGCUGGUGGGCAGGAUCUGCCGGCACAUCGACAUUGUGACUUGCUUGGCUCUGGAUCUCUGUGGCAUCUACCUCAUCUCUGGCUCAAGGGACACAUCUUGUAUAGUGUGGCAGGUUUUACAACAGGGUGGAUUUUCCAGCGGACUGUCCCCGCGGCCAGUGCAGAUUCUUUGUGGACAUGACCAGGAGGUGACCUGUGUGGCCAUUAGCACUGAACUGGAUAUGGCUGUCUCAGGGUCAAAGGAUGGAACUGUGAUAGUCCACACAAUCCGACGAGGCCAGUUCCUGCGAACACUGAGGCCUCCCGGCGACAGCUGCAAACCCGCCCAAAUCUCUGAGUUGCAGGUGGGCAUGGAAGGUCACAUUGUGGUGCAGACGUCUCUGGAGGAAUCCUCCAAUAGGAAGGGCAAGUACUCCAUUCAUGUUUACUCAGUAAACGGCUGUCUGCUGUCCUCUUUUACCAUGGAGGAGCAGAUGACUGCACUCCAACUGGUUUCUGAAUAUGUCAUACUGGGAACCGUGCAGGGUAGCAUCCACAUACUAGAUUUAUACAGCCUGGAUGCUCUGAUAACACCCCUGGCCUUGAGGGUCCCAGUGAGAAGUGUGUCUGUCACCAAAGAGUACAGCCACAUACUCGUGGGACUACAAGACGGCAAGCUAAUUGUGGUGGGGGCAGGGAAGCCAGAAGAGGUUCGCUCGGGACAGUUCUCCCGUCGCCUGUGGGGCUCCACACGCCGCAUCUGUCAGGUGUCGUCCGGUGAAACUGAGUACAAUCCCACUGAGAAUGCAGGCAAAUGAGAAGAGCAAUGUGGAGGAUCUCUGAGAACUCUGUUGGAUGCAGAUAAACGCUCCACCUGAAUGUUCACCAGACUCAAUAAGGCCUUCUUUUACAUGGUGGGGAAACGUAACUCCGAGGCUACUGAUCUCUCCGAGAGAGCAACCUUUACACUGAGCACUUUUCUUAAAAAUUCUUAAACAGUUUUAUAUUUUACUGCAUAUUUCAUUUACCGUUGUGCUGUUUUUGAUCAGCAUCAUUCCAAAGAGUGGCCUUGUUUUGUGUGUGACAAGGAGCUUGGUGUUUGAGAUCAGGAGCUGCUUUUGGGCUGCAAGCACUCUGAGUCAUAUUUCAGGGGAAUGACUCACUCUGUGAUGUACACUCAGCCCCAGGCAGAGCAAAGUAAUGCUGUGAACUCCCCAGGCUCCAAGUUUUAGGCUCCUUUGUUAUCAGAGGCCCAACUGCAAUCCCUGCACUGCUGAAUGUCCUAAAGCUAUUGGUUGCCAUUGGUUGGCAUCUUCUUAAAACUCCUGAAAACUUGAAAAACUGCAGUAGACAUUGCUUGAGAUUUCCACACUGCAAUACUGGUGAACACCACAAGAGGGUUGACUUUGUAAAGAAACAUAAGGGAAGCUGGAGAACUUUUACUGUGUUGUGGGUUUUAGUGGUGGACAGAUGCUUAUCCUUGCAGCAGAAAUGUGUAAACCACAGUUUAUAGUCUGCAUUCCUUUUAGGCUCUAAGCAAUGUUAAACUGUUACAAUUAAAGCAAAACUUGCUUUAAUGGUUAGGUAUGUGAAAUAUAUUCACUUUUUUAUCAUGAUCUAGCUUAGGUGCAAUGAACCUCAACAGCCUUAUGCAAAACAGGCCUUUCUAAAUGCUUUUGUCUUCAUUUUUCGUUUUUAGAGUUCACCACAUAACUGUAUCCUUGUUUUAUUUGAUGAGAAAUAUGCCUUCUUUUCCUCUUGAGCCUUGUAAAAAUGCUAACUUCCAAUCAUUAAUUUCUCUCUACGAUCACAGUAUGUCAGAUUUUUUUUAUUUAUCCCUGCUGAUCUAAUUUGAACAAAGCUUAACGCUGCAGUGACUCAGACAUGCUGUUAAUAAAACCCUCAGUAAACUUGGUGAAUAUACAUGUCUGUACUGGUAUUUUACUGUGAGAACAUCUGAAGACAGGACGACUCUGAAACACGUGUGCAGAAGGUCUGUGAGUGUGCUUUAUAGGAAUUCACUUCCUGCCUGUGUUUUAUUAUAGUGGUUGGAACAAAGUAGUUGCUAUGCAGUGUCACGAUGAGAGACAAAGGGAAGUAUGUGGGUGAAUAUAACACCCAUAACAAGUUAGACACACACAAAUUACUUGGUUUUUGAGAGUGGCAACUGGGGGAAAAAAUGCUAACAUAGAAAAAUUGUAUUUGAAUGUUGCUGAGAUAUUACAUAAUGCAUUUUAUCCCGAAUGUUUUAGUCCUGUUUUAUACAACUGUGUGAUGAAGAUUAAAUGAUUAACUGUGUGCAGCUGUGACAGCCGGUGACCAUAAAGAGUUGUUUGCAUGCAGAUGUUAGGAAAUUUGCUUUUGUGCAAACUCACUUUGACUCUGUUUUGCUCUGACCAUUGUAAAUGCUUAGUUGUUUGUUUUUAUGUUUUUCUAGUCAUAGACAUCAAAAAGCACAGAAAUGGUUUAGAAGUCACUCUGUGCAUAAUGCAUUUGUUAUUUGUUGUUCAGAAGUCCUGAUGUUAAAGGAAUGCCUUAUGUGUAGGCCAGCACUGCCUUGAAUAUGGACUUGGUCCAUUUCUUCUGAUGUUAUUUAGCAUUUGUAUUGUUCUGGGAAUUUGUUGACAAUACAGCUGACUUUAAAAAAACAAAAUCUAGCCUGAGUUCCUAACUUACAGCUUUCAGCUCUCUCUUUCCCACAUCUUUUUGUUCCUGAGAUUUCUUUCCUCUUUCUAGAUUACCCCAAUACGGCCAUCUAAUUGUAACCAUGCUGUUACAGCCAGUAAUCCUCUUUUAUGUGAACCUUUCUGCCUGUCUCCUGAGGAUGAUUGCCCAUUACUGAAAACUGAGCUCAUGUGUGUGUUUGAACCACAGCAAGGAGGAAACUGAUCUGCUGCCACAAUGUAGAUCAUCCAGAUCCUCCACUGUAAUCCCAGCCUUGCAUGCGUCUGUGAUGUUAACCCUACUGGAGUUGAAAAGGUCACAGCGAGCAGCAGCGCAUGUACUUGAAGUGGAGACUUUGAUCUCAUGAUGGACUAAAUAUCCUGUCAGCUUCCCCAUA